Messenger RNA from Physeter macrocephalus (sperm whale), 892 nucleotides. It is a transcript of the gene LMX1B, whose product is annotated as LIM homeobox transcription factor 1 beta. Gene Ontology annotation, molecular function: DNA-binding transcription factor activity, RNA polymerase II-specific; RNA polymerase II transcription regulatory region sequence-specific DNA binding. NCBI's taxonomy places the organism in Eukaryota, Metazoa, Chordata, Mammalia, Artiodactyla, Physeteridae. The transcript has 5 exons. Bases 37 to 660 code for a protein of 207 amino acids. Gene Ontology annotation, cellular component: nucleus. Gene Ontology annotation, biological process: regulation of transcription by RNA polymerase II; neuron differentiation. The record is from RefSeq and is a predicted model, not a curated record.
UCCCCCACAGUGAAGAGCGAGGACGAAGAUGGGGACAUGAAGCCGGCCAAGGGACAGGGCAGCCAGAGUAAGGGCAGUGGGGACGACGGGAAGGACCCGCGGAGGCCCAAACGACCCCGGACCAUCCUCACGACGCAGCAGCGAAGAGCCUUCAAGGCCUCCUUUGAGGUCUCCUCCAAGCCCUGCCGGAAGGUCCGAGAGACGCUGGCGGCGGAGACGGGCCUCAGCGUGCGUGUGGUCCAGGUCUGGUUUCAGAACCAAAGAGCAAAGAUGAAGAAGCUGGCACGGCGGCACCAGCAGCAACAAGAGCAGCAGAACUCCCAGCGGCUGGGCCAAGAGGUCCUGUCGAGUCGCAUGGAGGGCAUGAUGGCCUCCUACACGCCGCUGGCCCCGCCGCAGCAGCAGAUCGUGGCCAUGGAGCAGAGCCCCUACGGCAGCAGCGACCCCUUCCAGCAGGGCCUCACGCCACCCCAAAUGCCAGGUGACCACAUGAACCCCUAUGGGAACGACUCCAUCUUCCACGACAUCGACAGUGAUACCUCCUUAACCAGCCUCAGCGACUGCUUCCUCGGCUCCUCGGAUGUGGGCUCCCUGCAGGCCCGCGUGGGGAACCCCAUCGACAGGCUCUACUCCAUGCAGAGUUCCUACUUCGCCUCCUGAGAGCCAGCCGGGCCGCACGGACGCUUGGGCAAGGGCCCUGGGGUGGGACUGCGGGCCGCAGAGGCUGCCCCACCACCCGCACAGACUCUACAGACAGCCAUACGGUGCCCUCCCCUCAGCCAACUGGGCCUGGCUAAAGUGCCCACUGGGCACAGCCAGACGGGCAGACGGGCACAGCCUGGGCAGGGGCUGUGUCCUGCCCACAGAGACUGUCACCCCCAGGGACCCAGAG